This is a messenger RNA of Arctia plantaginis, 1290 nucleotides long. The record is from the annotation of a GenBank genome assembly. NCBI's taxonomy places the organism in Eukaryota, Metazoa, Arthropoda, Insecta, Lepidoptera, Erebidae.
AUGAAGAUUUAUAAUAUUCAAAAGAAAUUACAUUCUCACUUAAGUUAUCAAGUGUGUCAGUUCAUCAAAUCGUUGUUAUUAAAUUUUAACAGCAAAAACCUCUAUAAGAUGGCGAAUCAAGAAGUUCUCGAACAAAAGUUUGGUUUUGCCACAACUGCUAUUCACUGUAGGGUAGAAUCGAAGGAGACUUGCACAGGUGUAGUACAGCCUAUAGUAACAGCAGCUACAUUCCAACUUUCUGAGCCCGUUGUCGAAGAUAAAAUAUACUGCAGUGAGUGCGAAAACCCAAAUAGAUACUCACUGGAGCAGUGCUUAGCAGAAUUAGAAGACGGCAAUUAUGGUUUCGCUUUCUCUUCCGGUCACGGAGCGAUGAUGACAAUUUGUACGUUGUUGAGCCAAGGAGAUCACAUUCUUUCCAAUAAUGACAUUUAUUCAGGUACUUCUUGCCUAUUUAGGGAAAUCAUUUCAAGAAUGGGAAUCGAAAUUACAUUUGAAGACUUCGAAAAUGUUCAAAAUAUUGAGAAAGCAAUUCAAAAGAAUACAAAGAUGGUUUGGGUUGAGACUCCAAUAAAUCCAACGAUCAAGCUUAUUGACAUAGCUGCUGUUUCCAAAUCAGUUAAAAGUCAUGGUGAUAUCCUUGUUUGUGUCGAUAAUACGUUCCUUACAUCGUACUUUCAAAAACCUCUAGAUCUCGGGGCCGAUAUUGUUAUGUAUUCUGUAACUAAGUUUAUAAAUGGCCACUCCGAUGUCAUAAUGGGUGCAGCUAUCGUUAAAGAUGAGAAAAUAGCGAAAAGUUUGAAUACUCUACAAAUGUACGUGGGGGCGGUGCCAUCUCCCAUAGAUUGCUAUCUCGUAACUAGAAGUUUGACAACAUUGUCUUUGCGCAUGGAGAGACACAAACAGUCAAGUUUAACUAUUGCAAAGUGGUUAUUAACCCAGGAACACGUUUUAGAAGUUUUACACCCUGGACUCCCGGAGCAUCCACAGCACGAACUUGCAAAAAGACAAACUUCUGGUCAUUCGGGUGUCUUCAGUUUUAGGCAUUCAGGAGAUUUGAACAAAUCUAGAAUAUUUUUGUGCGCCUUAAAACUGUUCAUCUUGGGUGUCAGCUUAGGUGGAAUGGAAAGUUUGGCAGAAUUACCGUCUACGAUGACACAUGUGAAGCUUUCUGAAAAACAACGAAUCAAGUCAGGUAUCACAGAUUCUCUUAUAAGACUUUCGAUUGGGCUGGAAGAACCCGACGACCUUAUAAAGGAUUUAGAUCAAGCUUUCAAAGUUGCUUUUCAUUAA